This is a messenger RNA of Phytophthora nicotianae INRA-310, 3526 nucleotides long. RefSeq names its product calcium-translocating P-type ATPase, PMCA-type. The coding region runs from base 202 to 3324 and encodes 1040 amino acids. Gene Ontology annotation, biological process: calcium ion transmembrane transport. The transcript has 2 exons. Gene Ontology annotation, cellular component: membrane; intracellular membrane-bounded organelle. NCBI's taxonomy places the organism in Eukaryota, Oomycota, Peronosporomycetes, Peronosporales, Peronosporaceae. Gene Ontology annotation, molecular function: ATP hydrolysis activity; ATP binding; P-type calcium transporter activity. The record is from RefSeq and is a predicted model, not a curated record.
AUGGGUAUGGCAUUUGACCAAGGCACACGCCGAAACGCACCACUCUCCGCUAAAACGGAAAUCUCCGGGUGAUCGACAGCACUGUAGCGACAGUAGGAGAAGGACAGUUGUCCUAGACUUGGAUGAAACUUUGCUAGAAGCUCUGGUUUUCCACUGCCCCCAGAUAAGUAUUUUCACCGGCGACUAGAAGUAUUCUGUAGCAUGCCUGACUUUAAGUCAGUUCAACCGCUUCCGUCGUCACCUCCGACACCUCGCAAAAGCAACACCCAAAGCUCUGCAACCUCCAGUGUCAGCAAGGUGGCGCCAUCGUCCCCCUAUGGGAUCACACUGGAAGAGGUCCGGAAGCUCAAUCAAGACCAAAUGACGGAGGCAAACCUAGAGGAGCUAGCACGGAUAGGAGGCGUGACUGCGUUAGCUAAUCUGUUAUGUGUGAACUUAGAGCACGGUUUGCCUCGGAGCGAAAUCGACACGAACUUCACAGUGCGUCGGGAUUUGUUUGGUCGGAAUAUCUUCCCAGAGUCUCCGAUGAAAGGCUUGUUUCGGCUUUUUGUCGAGAGCUUACAAGACACGACGCUGAUCAUCUUGAUCAUCGCUGCAAUUGCUUCAAUGGUUACUGGCUACAUGGAGCAUCCGGAAACAGGUUGGAGUGAAGGAGUUGCGAUUUUAUUCGGAGUAAUCCUGGUAGCUGGCGUGACCUCAGUCAACAACUACACGAAGGAAAAGCAAUUCCGUGCACUUAGUGCAAAAAACGAUGACGUGUUGGUGAAGGUACUUCGAGAUGGCAAACCUGAUCAGGUCCCCGUGGGAGAAAUAUCGGUGGGCGAGGUGAUCAUCCUUGAAACAGGCGACAGAGUGCCUGCGGAUGCUGUACUGAUUAAUGGGAGUGAUCUCAAAUGCAACGAGUCCAGCCUUACUGGUGAGCCAGAUGAUGUGAGUAAAGUUCACAAGAAAGACCCGUUUCUGCUUUCGAGUUGUCUUGUAGCUAGCGGCCGAGGAGAGUGUCUAGUGAUCGCUGUCGGGGCUGAGAGUCGCUGGGGGAAAAUCAAGUCCAAACUUGUCUGCGAGCAGAAAGCUACGCCUCUUAUGGAGAAGCUGGAAGAAAUGGCAAAACACAUCGGGUAUGUGGGCAUGGCCUUUUCCAUCGCUACAAUGGUGGCCAUGAUCAUUAUCUAUGCCACGUCAGACGACAAGAAGCUGGAAUAUUCGUGGCCGUCGUACAUUUUACACACCUUCCUCAUUGGUGUCACGAUCAUUGUUGUCGCGAUUCCAGAAGGACUGCCGCUAGCCGUGACAAUUUCGCUGUCUUAUUCUACCAAGAAGAUGCUCCGGGAUAACAACCUCAUUCGUGUGCUUGCAGCUUGUGAAACGAUGGGCAACGUCACCAGUAUCUGCUCCGACAAGACAGGCACUCUUACUGAAAACAAAAUGACCGUUGUGCAAGGCUGGGUUCUAGGCAAGUUUUUCAAGGACGAGUUUACAAACGCCAGUCGAACGCAAUUUCAAGUAAAUGCGAAAGCUCUCGACGAACUUGCCGUCAACAUUGCUGUCAAUACAAGCGCUUACCUUAAGGAUGCCAAUGGUACUCCCCAGGUUCAAGGCAACAAAACCGAAGGCGCAGUGCUGUUGUGGAUGAACAAGCUCAAGUUCCCCAUAACUGACAUUCGCCGAGAAAACUUCCAAAUUAUACGGGGUGAUAGACUGUUCCCUUUUUCAUCGGAAAAGAAAUCUAUGGCUGCAAUUGUCAAGUGUAGCAACGGAACUUGCCGUCUUUACUCAAAGGGAGCUGCUGAGGUGAUUUUAACGCGAGCAAACAAAUACAUUGACAUCGAUGGCAACAUCCAAGAGCUAACCUCAACAAAGCGAGACGAGUUGAAUCGUAUCAUCAGGCAAAUGGCGGAGUCUGCAUUACGCACAAUUUGUAUCGGUCACCGAGAUUUUGCCGGUGGAGAGCUACCAAGUGACUUGCAUUCGCUUCCUGAUGCACCAGACCAGGAACUGAUUGUGAAUGCCAUAUUUGGUAUUCAGGAUCCGCUUCGACCAGACGUCACUGAUGCCAUUAAAGAUUGUAAACGUGCUGGUAUAAUGGUGCGCAUGGUCACGGGUGACAACAUCCACACUGCAUCAGCCAUUGCGAAACAGUGCGGCAUUAUGACUGAGGAUGGCGUCGCGCUUGAAGGUCCUGUAUUUCGAGGCAUGAGUGUAGAAGAGGUUAGUAAACUCAUUCCCCGUCUGCAAGUCCUGGCACGGUCUUCUCCCGACGACAAAUUUCGUCUCGUGAAUUUGCUGAAAGACCGAUCGGAGGUUGUGGGCGUGACAGGUGAUGGCACAAAUGACGCACCAGCGCUACGAACAGCAGAUGUUGGUAUGGCGAUGGGAAUUACGGGCACCGAUCUUGCCAAGGAAGCAUCAGACAUUAUUAUUAUGGACGAUAAGUUUUCCUCUAUCCGAAAGGCUGUGCUGUGGGGACGUUGUGUUUACGAUAAUAUCCGCAAGUUCCUUCAGUUCCAGCUAACAGUCAACAUUGUGGCUCUCGUGGUUACUUUCGUGAGUGCUGUAACAGGAAAAGAACCUCCACUAAAUUCAGUCAUGAUGCUUUGGAUCAACCUUAUCAUGGACACUAUGGGUGCUUUGGCACUCGGAACGGAAGCCCCCACAGAGGCACUGCUGGAUCGACGUCCUUACAGGAAGAGUGCAAUGCUGUUAGGGAGAUGCAUGGUUAAGAACAUCAUCGUGCAGUCAAUUUUUCAGCUUCUACUUGUAUUUCUAUUGCUCAUUUAUGGGGCGGAACAAUUUGGCUACCACGACGGUAACAAAUGCGUGGCUUGGAAAUACAGCGUGAAGUCCAGCUUUCCCACCCUCAGCAACGGUACAUGUGUUACGGUAAACGGGGAUGCUUGUUGGAGUUUAGCAUGCGAGGACUACGCGAAGAACUCAACUGUGCUUGAUUAUCCGGUUGAUUGCUUGAAGGAUACGUGUACGGCUUACGACUAUCGACAUUACACAAUUAUCUUCAACACUUUCGUGUUCAGUCAACUAUUUAACGAGUUCAACGCACGGAAAACAAACAACGAGUGGAGAGUUUUCAACGGACUGGUUGCAAACCCGCUCUUCAUCAUGAUAGUUUUGAUCACAGUUUUCGUCCAGAUACUUCUUGCUGAGUUCGGUGGGGAUUUCAUCAAAACGAGUGGCAUUUCAUUUACACAUUGGCUAGUCUGUUUUGGCUUAGGUGCCCUAUCGCUUCCUGUCGGUACGAUAAUGCGAUUGAUUCCAGUGACUGAGUCUCCUGAUGCUUUUGCAAACCCGAACGGCAUUUCACAAGGAUGAGUUGCUGGAUAACUUUGCCGGUUAAAUACUUCUACUAUCGGUACACGCUAUCAAACCUGCGUCCAAGUAGUCUGCCAACCACUUUUAGCAAAGCCUUCGUUCCAAGAAUGAAGUAGAAAAGCUAGUGUCCCUAAAGAGCAUAAUGGCGUGGACUAAGCAGUGUAGUUUAUUUCAAAAAUACUAGUAUACCCGAUCAACACGU